Amoebophrya sp. A25 is the source of this 2454-nucleotide messenger RNA. The record is from the annotation of a GenBank genome assembly. NCBI's taxonomy places the organism in Eukaryota, Dinophyceae, Syndiniales, Amoebophryaceae.
GCUCUACUGAUUGUGCAUGAAGUGCUUACAACAAACGCAAAAGAUUUUGUGCCAAGCAUUUAAAUUUGUGGGUUUUGUCGUCAGGGAAUGCGUUCUGUAUCUUUUGGGCACUGAGUGUGCAUUCGACCUGCGCUAGAUUUAGCAUCCGUAGCUCAUUCUUUUUGGCGAUUUUUUAAAAAAUGCGACAAGGUUUCCCCGUAUCUCAUGCUGCGAAAGCUCACUUCCGUUCUUUCAGCCAGAAGGCUAUAGAACGAAAUGUCUUGCGACAUGCUUUAUUCACCUGUGAUCUGCCUAGCAGGAGGACCAUGUCGUCACAUGUCGUAUCUAAAACAGCGCGGGGGCGUACCACAUCUUCUUCAUGGUUGCGAUCAACAUCAACAUCAAGCAAUGCACCCUUACUGCACGCAGCUUGGUCUACAAACGGGCGCACUGGCUUCGCCAGAUCAACUUCAUCGACACGGAGUUUCGGCUCUUCCACGGACAAGAAUUAUAGUCUCGCAAAUGAGGAGCUGCUCUCGCUGUCAUCUUCAAUUGGAGCAAGCGCCACUCCUGAUACUCGUGUUCCUACACAACAUGAAGCCACAGCCUCCUCAAUAGUUGAUCAGCGAGCAGGAGGAGGACUGGAACAAGGUCUAGAUCAUCUUCUAGUAGCACCAGAUCGGAUAGAUGCAACGACCACUGGCAGUGCUCUGACGUCGGAGGUGGCCGUCCAGAUGGAGACCUCUUCUUCACACUUCAGCAGCAUUGGAGAAUUCUUUUACAUGCCUGUACACGGAGUCCACGAGUGCUUGCAGUUUUUGCAUGACACAGCGGGAUGCAAUUGGGUCGCAGUAGCGGUUCUUGUGCCAUGGGUUUUGAAGUUAGGUUUUUAUCCCGAUCUUUAUCUAUCAAUGAAUCCUAGGGUAGCGUUAGUCCCUCCAAUCAAUAUCUAUCGCUUCAGAAUAUUUUUAUCUAUCAUAAGAAGAAAGUCUCUAAGAUUCUAAGGCCUACUUAAUUAUCAAGAAAAAGAAGCUGGUGCUGCAUCUUGACGUCCGUGGUCGUGGUUAUCCUGCAUAAACGCACACGAAGAAGUUCACAAAGCACUUGCAAACAUACAACUAGCCACUACCUAAGCAGUGUUAUGCUUUUGGGCCAAGAAUACUCAUCUAACCUUCGCCGUGGUCCAGCUUCCAGCACAACUUCAGAUUCAAAAGCAGAUGCAACGUGACGCGCCGAAGCUCAUCGAAUUGCAGCUGGCUGCAUCGGAACUGAGCCAAAAAUUCCUUCUUGAUUCGCAGAGGUUCGUCAAAGAAUAUCAAGCUUAUGGCUUCAUUUUCGUUCAGGGUAGUUGAUAGCUAGAGUAAGUCGUUGUUCAACAAGAAAGAAGAAAUGUAGAUCUCUGGUGGUCUGUCAACCCCGAAUUACUUCUUUUUUUUACCAGAACAUCAGGUAGCAACCAUUUGCGUGCCGUGGCUUCUAAUUUCCGCUAUGUCGCAAAAACAAUAUCAAUCCUUUUGUGGCUCAGUUCCGCCCUUUCCUCGGAGCUUUAGCUUUGAUGCCCUGUCAUCUGAGCAUAUUCGUCGCUUUUCGCAACAUGGAAAGGUUUUCCCCAGGUUGGAACGUGGAGGGCUUUUUCUGGUUUCAGGAUCUCAAUGCCCCUGACUGCUACACUGCUUUACCACUAGCAACAACUUGUUUGACGAUGGCAGCCAUAAAGAUUUCGGCGAGCUACAUCUCGGAUCCACAGCAUCAACGUAUCAUGCACAUGCUGUCCUUCGUCUUCGGUUGCGGAACGCUGCCACUGAUGUUAGGGCUUUUUUUCGAUCAUAUUUUGUCCUUUGACAAUUGUUAUACUAGUCAAUCGAUUGAGCAAGGGCAGGAGCAGCUCCUGUAGAGCUACAGUAAACUAAACAUAGAGAGAUACUCUUCCUACACGGCAACUGCGUAAGCGUCAAGAGCGGCUGAGUUAUAUUCACUCACAAGUACUGUUUGUCGUCUGGAUUUCUGUUUUGUGGUUGAAGUUAAAGAUCAUGUGACCUCAAGUAGUCACUCAGCUAAUUAUAUCGAUGCACCAUCAAGAUAGUGAUGAUGGGCUACCUGCGUAACUUUGUUAUUUUUUGCACUAGUACAACGCGAAUUUAAAGUAUCUUCCGACUUUUUCUAAUUUACGCGUACCUGGGAAGUGGGUUUAAUCUUUAUUGUUGCUCGAACAUACUUUCGACGGUCGCAAUGUCUGCCCUCCUUCGUAACACACAGUUUCGGGCACUCUUCGGGCUCAAGCCUAACACCAAGGUCGAUGAGAAUGGCAAUGUCGUAUUGGUGAAUCCGCUAGCAGCAGCAAAAGUCAAGGCAGUGGGUACUUUAAUUCGAAUGAUGAAUGAUGAAGGUCUACUUUGUUAUUCUUGUUUGUCUUUCAUUCUUGUUUUGAAUUUGAUGUGUCGACGUUUGCCUUUGCCCCCCCGCCAGAUAAGGUAG